AGAGACAACGCAACUACAUCUCUGCCCCUGCCUCCUCCUCACAGCGUUGGUCGCCAUCCAUCCCCUCUCCUCCUGUACCAUAACAGAUGGUGGGAACAUUGCAUCCGCCGGGUACCACAACACUUGACCGCAGCAUCCAGUCCAGACAGCGCUGGCCUUGCACCAUCAUGCUCCUAGUGCAGGACUGCAUGAGGCUGUGAGUGCCGUCGUGAUUCAUUUCACGCGGUACCAGCACCACCACGGCCACGGAGGAACCUUCUUGCGAUUGUUUGGGCUCUCCAUCGAACGGGGGAAGAUGGCCGCUAUGAAAAUAUUAACAGGCACAGGGCUCUUCUUGGCUUUCUGUGCGCUCGGGCUGCUCGCCAUGGCGAUUUGCACCGAUUAUUGGUACGAGACCGACGCGAGGAGACAUCGAGAGAGGUGUAAAAACUAUGCCAACAAGCGAAACGAUCCAGGGUACAUCUACAUUUCGAACCACAACCUCCCCCUCCAGAUGCCUCCAAAGAGCCUGGAGAGGAAAGGUAACGGCCCAGAUGCUGGAGCUCUCAUCAGGGGGAAGCGGCACUUUCUGGCCGCUGCGUCUGCCAUGGAGUCUCAUUGCAGUCGGCAGUUUAACUCCACCGUCUCCGGGCUGUGGAGGAAGUGUCACCGGGAGGGAUUCGAUCUGGAGACCGAGGACCUUAUUUACAAAGGAAUAAUUCAAAGAUGUACCCCAGUCAAGUAUCACUACUCUUCGUCCAUCCUACCACGAAAUUUACCCAUCAACAUCACAAAGACCAUACGACAGGAUGAGUGGCAUGCACUGCAUCUAAGAAGAAUGACGGCUGGGUUUGUGGGCAUGGCCGUGUCCAUCAUUCUAUUUGGCUGGAUCAUUGGAGUGCUGGGAUGCUGCCAGCAGCAUGACCUCAUGCAAUAUGUAGCUGGGCUACUAUUUCUCAUGGGAGGAACAUGCUGCAUCAUCUCUUUGUGCACAUGCGUGGCAGGAAUCAACUUUGAGUUAUCCCGCUACCCCCGCUACAUGUACGGCCUCCCUGAGGACAUUAGCCAUGGCUAUGGCUGGUCCAUGUUUUGUGCCUGGGGGGGCCUCGGUCUCACAUUGCUGGCUGGCUUCCUUUGCACCUUGGCCCCCUCCCUGAGCACACCCGCUCGCACAACGACCCACAAGCCGAGGCAGGAGAAUGGAACCGUGUGACGGAGGCGUUGUGAAGCGACUGACCCACCGAACGCACAAACCACAUCCUUCCAACCUUGAUGUUUAACUCUGAAACAGUUUUUUGUCUGAUCACAAUCUCACACCACCCACGACAUCGCCAUCUCCCUUCAGUGUUCAGUGUGCCUGAGUUGUGACAGAAGGAGAAAAGUAAUGACAAACUUACACACCUAAUCUCGAAAAUCCCAGAGGGAGCUUCAGGAAAACCAAGACUAACACCUAGAGUAAUGUACGACUGGGAUAUGGCUCUCAUAGCACAAAAAAGACACUGUUGACAGUUUGACAUGCUGAUUUUAUGGCGAUCUAAAGGUGACUGUUUUCUCUGAAGAGAAUUUGUCUUAAAAUGGUGCUCUCUUAAAUACAUAAAGCCACACACACUUCCAUGCAGCACACACACACACACACACACACCAGCACAUGCUUUUCCACACAUGCUCAAUUACUCGGGAUGAAUUAUGGGAGACGUCCUCCAAAAGGAAAUGAAAACACAGACAUCAUACCAGAGCGUCUUGUCAGCAUUCCUCAUUCAGUUAGGUGUUAUUCUACCUAAAGAAAAAAAAAAUCUGGCACUGACUGCCCAUAGCUUAUCUUUAGUGUAGCACACUAACUGAUAUCAACCAUGAGCCCCAGGGUAACACCUGCACCCUCUGCAGAGCACAACAUGGAUCGAUUAGCGUGGUCAGUACGAUAAAAUACACUAGUGGAGUAAAUUUGCAUUGAAAAGAAAAUCAUUUGAUUCUUCUUUAAAGAUUCUAUAUGUACAAAUGCAACUCUAUGUAGAUCCAUAUCAUUGUUUGUGUAAAGUAGAUUUUGAAUACGAAUGUUUGUUUUUCAGUUUGUUUUAAAGAGAUGAUGGCUGACAGUAGGAUAGGAUAAAGAGUUACAGGGAUCUAUAAGAGCAUGACCCCAUUAUUGGAUUCAGCAACGUAAAGAUAUUUUGCGGUUCCAAACUGACAGACACAACCUGUUGUUUGCUGACGAGAGCAAAACAAGAAACCAAACUGUGGAGGAAGUAUUUGAUUGCUCCAUUGUUUACCUUCAAUAUUGGUCAGCCUUUUUGUGUAAUACAAGCAAGUUACGCACAUUUUAAAGGAAAAAAGAUGCAACUUCUGUGUUCCGUUAAAAACAAAAGCACAAAUCAUAAUCUGCACUAAGUACAGUAACACGGUAACAUCCCACAUUAGAGGGCCAAAGUGUCAUCUUGUCUUGACUAUUGUCUCAGCACGGCUGAAACAAGCAGAAUAUGGAAGAUCAUUUAUGAGAUGGACAUCAUUGUUCCCACAAUGCAGUGCACACAGGAAAUGAAGAAGCUUGUUAUAUAUACACUUGGAAGUAAAAUUCCAUAAAACAAGUUUGAUUUAAAAGUUCAAGAUGGACAAGGCAUUCCAAAUUCCCAGUUUGAUUGAUGUGUUGAACACAUCUUGUAUCAUUUCUUGAGCAGUAAAACAUGUAUUCACUCUGUACUAAGUUACAUAAUAGCACAAUGUGUGUUACCUAGUCUGAAUAUGAUUCAAUGGUUUAAAUUAAAAAUACCUCCAAAUCUGGAAUAAAAAAAGCACAAAUAGUAAUUUAAGAAUGACAGCAUGCAGUAAUGUAUGUUAAAGCUGUAAUUCUGUCUACAAUUUUUUGUGUAUUUAGCUCACACAUGGAAAAUGACCAAAUGAAGUGUUCUUAAAAUCACAGGUAUAAAAUGGUUUGAUUUUUAAGUGUUGUGUUAAUGGACAACAUUUGGAAUACAACAAAAUAAAGUAAAACAUUCUUGGAAAAAUAUUUUUUAUUUAAAAUCGGAAGUGCCAUUUUAAAAUUGACAGUUGGAUUAUUCUGUGGUGCCCAUUUUGAAUUGUGUGUUAUUAGUACAAAUCCGUAAGAUACACCAGUUUUUGUGUACUAACUU
Molecule: messenger RNA, 3104 nt
Organism: Etheostoma cragini (Arkansas darter)
Lineage: Eukaryota; Metazoa; Chordata; Actinopteri; Perciformes; Percidae
Product: transmembrane protein 178B
Exons: 4
Coding region: 296-1192 (298 amino acids)
Cellular component (GO): membrane
Source: RefSeq, a predicted model, not a curated record